This is a messenger RNA of Nipponia nippon (crested ibis), 1240 nucleotides long. Lineage: Eukaryota; Metazoa; Chordata; Aves; Pelecaniformes; Threskiornithidae. The record is from RefSeq and is a predicted model, not a curated record.
AUGGAGAAGAAGCUGCAGCAGAGGGACGCCCGAUUUGUUCUGGGAGGCGCAUUUGGUGUCUUCACAGCUGGCAUCGACACCAACGUUGGGUUUGAUCCUAAGGAUCCAUAUCGCACGCCAACCGCAAAAGAGGUCCUCAAAGAUAUGGGGCAGCGAGGUAUAUCCUACGCAAAGAACUUUGCCAUUGUGGGUGCCAUGUUCUCCUGCACCGAAUGUGUGGUGGAAUCUUAUCGUGGAAAGUCAGACUGGAAGAAUAGUGUUAUUAGCGGCUGCAUCACAGGAGGAGCAAUCGGCUUCAGAGCUGGUUUGAAGGCAGGGGUUAUCGGCUGUGGUGGAUUUGCCGCUUUCUCCGCUGCAAUUGAUUACUAUCUACGGUAACAGUGGGAUCCCUUGGGAGCAAGUUUCCCUUUUGUUCCAGUGCUGCUGCUAAGAGCUUGCAUCACGGCAGAAGAACCAUCAGGCUUACCUUUCCACUGCCUUUGGAGUCCUGAUCAGUGCAAGCUGAAUGGUGUUGGCUGCUUUUCCUGAAUGACUAACAAUAAUCUGGCUCUGAGCCCUGGCGUGCUGCUUCAGGCAGACUUGCGGGAGUAUGCAAGGAUGGAGCCAGGCGCAGUGAGCAGUAUCUCCAGGACGGAUCAGCUGACUGUCAGUUUCCAGGAAACAAGCCUGGACUCUGAGCUUUUUCGAUCCUUUGGGUCUGAUUUUGAUUAAGUCUGUUGCUAGCAUCAAAAGAGGCAGGAGGACAAUCUUCAAAAAGAAAUGCAGUGAUUUAGGUUACCGUGUAUUUGAAUGUGCUGCAAGUGUUUAACAGUUAUCAGUUUGCAGCUUGCUACUCUGUUGGGGAGAGGUAAGAAUCUGUGGAGAAAUAGUUUGUUCCAGGUUUUUCUUAAAAUACCAGCUGAAGACAAACCACCAUCUGUACAACUUGUCUUAUUUCAAGCACAGAGAUGAGCGCCAGAUUUCUUUACCAUGUCUUAAAGGGAAAAGCAAAAAGGAAUCCUUAGCCUUAGAACCAUGUGGUUACUGGCAGAUGAACAAAACGGUUUAAGGAGAAAAAGAAAGAGGUUGUUGCAGAAGUAUAAUUCUCUGUAGCCACUUGGCUAGCCUGAUUUAACCUCGCUGUGGGAGUACAAGUAAUCUUGCUACUGCUUUAACUGCCACAGGCUCACACCAUUAGUUCCAGUAGUUUGAUGGUGAGACUACAAAGUAAAGUUGUGAGAAUAAACCACUGUUAGACAGA